This is a messenger RNA of Melampsora larici-populina 98AG31, 1305 nucleotides long. RefSeq lists its product as uncharacterized. Gene Ontology annotation, molecular function: DNA binding. The record is from RefSeq and is a predicted model, not a curated record. The transcript is spliced from 2 exons. Bases 1 to 1305 code for a protein of 434 amino acids. NCBI's taxonomy places the organism in Eukaryota, Fungi, Basidiomycota, Pucciniomycetes, Pucciniales, Melampsoraceae.
AUGUCUCUUCGUAUCGUUUCCCUCUGGUCUUCAAUUGCCAGCUCAAGCGCCGUGCUCCUCAAGCGGUUGCAAACCUGCUUUUGCACUCGCCCACUGCCCACCAAUUCUCUCACUGCAUUACCGCCCGCAUUAAAUUUUGAUCACACCGACGAUGUAAUCAGCAAUCGCCUUCGCUCGCUCAACUUGUACUGCACUGAGCACCACUUGCAAGUAACACGUCGUAUACGUGAUAUCGAGCAAUUGAUACUGGUCACUUUUCUUGACGCAUUUCAGCAAAUCCUAGCGACGCCCGAUCCUGCUGCUGGUUCGCGGCCAAAAUCAGAGUAUAUCAGUCUCUUGGUUCGCGAGUUCGAGCGACUCUAUCGACUUCAGCUUGAUUCUCUUUUCAACACACUCUCUAAGCCUGUUCGCUCUACACAAGGCAUUCGCCCUGCACCCAAGGCGGUCGGUGGGCGACGUCAGGGACGUCCACAUAUCUUCACCAAGCACCAAACGUCUGUUUUACACGAGUUACUCCAGUACGACGAUAAACUGACGCCGGCAGAGAAGACUUUUGUUGGGGAACGCCUUGGACUUUCUAAAGAUCAAGUCAACCGUUGGUCAGACUGGGAUAGCGAGCUCUCACCUAUCAGCGAUAGAACCGAUUACCCCAUCCACCCUCGUGAGCCUCGCGUGUGCAUACCCGUUUUUUGUUUGCAAGCUGACCGCUUUGAAUUGCAGGAACAUGGUUUGCUUGAUCCGCGACUGAGGGAAUGGGAAAAUGACCCCUCCCAAUCGCUUGACAAGCCCAUCAAUAGUAUCAACUCCUACCAAAGUGUCCUUGACUGCAGCGGAUCGAAUGGUUCCAUCACUCAAUCGAUGCGUCCGGUCACACCUGGCUCAAGUCUCUCUCUCAAUUCUCAGCGAACCUAUUUGGAUUCGCUUUCCGAGGGAUGUGUUGUACCAUCUUGGAAUACGAGCUCAAUGUUUGACUCUCCUGUGCCUCCUGGAUUAUCCAAUAAGGACGAGACAUCGCCCACCGUAUUCAAUGCGCCUGCUUCACCGUCAACAUCAUCUCUUCUGUCGUCAUCAUCGGCUUCUUUGACUCUGACUCCACCCUCGCAACUUUCACCCAGUUCCCAUGACAUUCUUCUUACUCCCACCCCGCCUUUACAAGAAAUUCCUUCAAAUUUGACCACGGGGAAAGAUGUUCCAUCGCCUUUGCUAUCCGAUGAUUUUCCUGAUCUUUUUCUUUUUAAUUCCUUUGAUCAUGAAGCUAUUUUCAACUUUUAUUCAGGUUGUACUCAGACGCAGCAUGCCUCUUGA